Messenger RNA from Anopheles arabiensis, 1994 nucleotides. RefSeq names its product serine protease grass-like. The record is from RefSeq and is a predicted model, not a curated record. The coding region runs from base 54 to 962 and encodes 302 amino acids. The transcript is spliced from 5 exons. Gene Ontology annotation, molecular function: serine-type endopeptidase activity. NCBI's taxonomy places the organism in Eukaryota, Metazoa, Arthropoda, Insecta, Diptera, Culicidae. Gene Ontology annotation, biological process: proteolysis.
UCAAGUUAGCUUUGACUUGAUUUCAUACGAAGCGUAUACGUCAAUUAGUCCAGAUGUGUGUCGCAUAUGGAUUGGCAAUGCGUGCAAUUUCUGUUUACACAAUGUUAGUGACCCUCUGGAGUAUUGGUGGACAAUGGAUAUUUCCGGAUAAAUUGCACACCGAAUUCACUGAUAUUAUCAACAAACAAUGCGGAGAGAUACCCUACAGUGUUAGAGCACGCCCAGUUUUUGGCAGAGUAUAUGAAAAUCCUUGGCUCGUAUUAUUACGCCAUCCUGAAGAAACGUUGCAUUUUUGCCACGGGACACUUAUUAGCAACAGAUAUGUGCUUACAACGGCAAUCUGUGGUGGGAAUGUAGUGACUAAUGGAAACGUCACGGCACUCCAGCAAGCAACUGAGAUUGUAUUAGGUGAAUAUGAUCUUAGUACUGCAACGGAUUGUAUAACUACAUGGAACUGUUCGUUGCAAACUACUCGAAGAUCUAUUGAUAUAGUGAAGAUUCAUCCUAAUUUUACUACUAGUUUUUAUGAAAACGAUAUCGCGUUACUUUUUAUGAACGCCUCGGUACAAUUCGACAACAAUAUUCGUCCAAUAUGCUUGCCGUUUGUAUCCAUAGUAGAUAUUACUGAUGUGCAGCAGCAAACUAUAUACAAUACGAUUUGGUCUAAUGACAGCAUCCCGAGACAAAUUUGGAUGCGUAACGUUCCUAGAGAAAUUUGUCGAGAACAGAUAAAGAAUCUGUUUGCUUUAACCGAAGGUCAUAUAUGUGCCCGAAUCUAUGGUAAACAUUCGGUUGAUAUGAAUGGGAGUGCCGGUUCUGCAUUGCAGGUCGAUUAUCAUGGUCGCAUUUUUGAGUACGGGCUACUAUCGGUUGGAUUUCCCAACGAAACUGAUGCAGCGCCUUAUUUAUAUAUCGACAUAGCAAAGUAUAUAAACUGGAUUCAUGAAUCUGCGUCCAUGUAGAAUGAUAAAACCACAAAAAACAGUUUAAGAGUCAAUAAGGUACUAUUGCACUCUUUGGCCGGUUGCAUUGAUCUCGCAGCCCACCUAACGCAGUAAUGUAGCCUUCUUGUCUUGUCCUUGUCUUCAUUUUUAGCUUGCCCCUCUGUCUUCAUUUUUAGCUUCUUUUGGAACCUGGGCUUUCUUUCGAUGCUUUGAUUGUUGCCUAAUAGUGCCAAGAUGUUGGCGACCUAAAUGCCUAAACGGGCUUAUACGACGACUUUGCGAUGGGAGAGCAUUUAACUUCGUCAACGCAAUACAUGCAAUACAAAAUUUUAGAUAUAGUGAAAUAGCUCCAUUCAAAAUGGUGGUACCGCGGAUCAUUUCGCUUUACAUUUAUUCUCCGCGACCUAUUGCUGACGUGCCAUUGAAAAUGUGUUGCUGAGGGGAGGGGGGGGAGAGGAGGGGAUGGGAGGGAGGUAGAUUUAGAUAUUCGUGGAAAUGCAAACACUGUUUUUGUUCAUAUUUUCGGGAGUUUGUUCAGUGCUCCUAUUUUCGGCAACGCGAAUACGGGUUGGAAAAUUGUUUUACACACUUUCAUUGUUUUACUGCUCUGGUUUUCUUAGUAAUGAAACUUGCCGAACUAUUGGCUGACAGCAAAUAUGACAAACAAUUUUUAACUCUGUAUAUUUCGUUUGAUGUUUUGACAAAUAUGCAAGGACAUGAUGUGAAACUUCGUAUAUGAAUAACAAAAGAACAUAUCUCUAUUUAAAAAAUAUGUGUUGAGACAAUUUUCAACGCGUUUAUGCAUGAUUUUAAGUUUUUAGUUACCCUGUCUAAAACAGGUAGGGGAAGGUAAGUAAAGACGGAAACAUUAAGGAAAAUGUUGAUAAUCUAGAGAUAUAUGAAUGCAGCGACCAUGAAAAUGUGCAGGCCUUAUGCUUCUAUCGAUUUUUAUAUCUUUUCAUGAAAUAAAAAAGGGUUUUCUCGUGCAAUUUUGAAAUGUUCGGGUAAGACGGGCAAUCCCAUAGAAUCUCUCAUCAAUUCCUCAACGAU